UCGCGUACAACGCGCUUGUGUGUGCCUUUGUCCCUCCGACUCUCCUAUCGAAUCAACCUCCUCGACCCGAUUAACCAGACUCUGACAAUCACCUUAUUUACGAUUCCUUGUGACUCUUCCCUCCCCUUCCCAGAACGUAUCGCGAUAAGCCUCUGCGACCUUUCCGUUGCGAGUUGAGCUCAUCCCUGAGCUCCUCCGCUGGCGAGCAGGAAACUGCCCCAGCCAACUUGCUAGCACCCCCCUAUGCCCGGUUCGUCUACCCGCGAUACCUCCCCGGCCUCGUCCUCCUCCGCGGGGGGAAAGAGUCGUAGUAAACGAAAACAGAAGCUUACUGGAAGUGAUGCGCCAGGUUCAAAGAAGAAGGAAAAGAAUGUCAAGGAAAGCGGCGGAGUUGUCGCAGCGGUGACAAGACAUGGAGCUAAGUUUACUAAUGGCGGUAUCGCCAAAGAUGCCUCGCCGCCCUUCGACUUUCCCCUGGCCCAGUCUCCCGAAUUGAAGCCCGCCACCCCCGCAACGAUCCCUACGAACGGUAAUGCGGCAGCCUCUCCAUUGCUAGAUGCGGUUUCGACAACGUCGGUGUCCGCUAGCACGGCGCCGAGCGCUACCGAAUGGGCGAGGGCUAUGGGACCUUUUGCCGGAUCACCCUCAAACCUGAUAAGCAUCAUGGGCGACUCCCCGCCUACCCAACCCUCCUCAUACGAGGACCAGCGGGCGUUACCGUAUGCUUGGAGUGCGCAACAACGGCAGCAGUUUGCGAAUGGCAACGCUUAUUCGGCGUCCCCUCCAAACAGCAUCAGACGACCUCUGAGCUUCCAGUUAGAGUCGCACUACCCUACGAAUGAUAUACGUUCUCAAGCGUCAUCGCCUCCCGGGGUGCGGAGAAGCUCGAUGCACUCUCCCUUUCCUGCUCCGAGAAUCGGGUCUCACCCGCCUUUGCCUCACCAGCCUCAAGCCCACUUUUACGGAGCGCCGGACAUCGACUUCGAUCUGAAUGCCAAGGCAGGCUUGAAACCGGGUGAGAGGGGCUUCUAUUUUGGCUUCGAUACUCUCCCGACCUCUGACGGAAUUCACUUGCCGGGUGGCGACAACGUCGUGCUUACGGGCUACGAAGGCGGCAUUGACAUCUACAGCGUUUCAAAACAUGCCGUAGAGCCACUCGCUAGCUUGAGAGGGCUGCGUGGUGGAGUUUACAAUGCCAAGAUCCUCCCUUGGAACGACGUCCAGGAUCCGCAUGGCAUAUUCCCUCUGAUUGCUCUUGUUAUCCAUGGGCCGGUGGUGCCUCCGAGUGCUCCCGAGAUAGCCGUUGACCCGCGUUCCGACGGGUCCCCUAGUCCCAGAUUGGAAGGCAUCCAUACACCUCAGUCGGACGGUAACCAGCGGCAGGUCAGUGUUGGCAAAACGCUACCGGUGGUUGACGCCUACCAAACUACGGUCGAGGUGUAUUCCUUGUCGACGAACAGGUUAGUCGACGUGCUUUUGCAAGCACCGAAGACUCCCAUCAAGACUUCGGUGUCGAACCCCAUCUUCCGAAGCCCUCCGCCGGCCGGUGCCUUUCAGAUCCGCGCCGAUGCCGGGAGUAUCGUGGUGUCUUCCGGUGCCACCGGAGAGUGCUGGAUUUUUCGACAGGCAAAGUUUGAGCAAGAACCUGGGUAUCAGUUCUGCUGCGUAGGCAAAUUGUGGACAAGCUUGAAUGGCGAUUCGACGCCUGAGCAGGAGAUGAGCCCGGGCCAGCUUCCUACCGGCAGGCGCCCGCAGAUGCCCAUCAUAUCGCUGAGCGGCAGAUGGUUGGCGUACUGCCCACCGGCGCCCUCACCUCAAAAGUCGCUCAAUCCGUCCAUCCCUGUGCCUCUGGAAGGCAAAGUACCCGGCUUAACAACGCUUGCCCCCCCUAUCCUGCCAAAUGAGAGCGCCGACGUCGAUCAGCCUAUGCCUGACGGCGUAGUGAACCGUAUCAUGAGAGAAACCACCCAGGACUUACUCCAGGGGGCCCGAUGGGUUGGGAAGCAGUCGGCUCAGCUCUGGAAGAACUACUGGUCUAAGCCCGGUCAGCAAGCACAACCCCGACAGCCUCAGAUGGGCUCUCCACCAUGGAGCGGAGGAUACUCGGGAAGAUCCGACGCUGCUCAGUUUCCGCCAACCUACGGGAUACCGGGUCAGGCGGUGACCAAGGAGCCGGGCCUCGUGUCAAUCUUGGACUUGCAAAGCCUUACGAGUUCGACCACGAUCCACCAUGUCAGUACGUUCAAGGCGCCGCUUGGCUGUAGCUUCUUGUCAUUCUCGCCGACUGGCCUGUCUCUCUUCACAGCGAGCAGCAAGGGUGACGUCCAGACGGUUUGGGAUCUGAUGCGUAUUCAAUACACCAAGUCCUCCGCCCUGCAGAAUUCGCAGCUGAAUAACGGACACACGACGCGAGUAAGGCAAGUCGCUCAGUUUUCACGGAUGACCGUCGCUCGGAUCGUCGACGUUUCGUGGGCGAAGCCAAAUGGAGAGCGAGCCGCGAUGGUGACGGAGAGAGGUACCGUGCAUUUGUUGGACAUGCCAUCGAGUGCUUACACCUGGCCCCCUCCCCGCCGUCGCGUAAGAGUCGAAGACGGGUCGCCUAAAAGUUCCGAAAAUGCACAAUCGGCAGUCUCGCUAGCGUCAAACGCCAUCAGCUCUGCUUACGGGGCUACACGGACUUUGACCUCCCGUCACCAGCGCAGCAUCUCAAACUCGCACACCACAUCCACCAUAAUGGACCGUGCCGGUUACGGAGGCAAGGUGCUUGCCGCGGGAAUUAGUCAUUCUCUGGGUAAUGCCGGGACAGCCAUCAACCAGCUGCGCCAUACUGGCGAGAACCGCGUCAGCCUCCCGCCGGGAAGUAUGUUGCCCGGACCGUUCUGCGCGACGUGGAUCACCGGCAAGAAAUACCAUACCUUGUUCGUGCUGGGGGAUGGCCUAGUGAGGACUUUUCCGGGCAAGAGUCGAAGGCCAACCAUCGCGAAAGACAAGCCUCGUCUGCACCAUACCAAUAGAUAUAGGGAUUUCAAACUGAGGAGCCUCCCAGACGAUCUCAUCGCGCCUUCUAUCAAACAGAUCAUCGAUCCCAUCGAAGACCUUGACAUUACCAACCAGGAGCACGAGGGUGGGAACACGUUGGUUUUCAAUCCUCGACCUCAAUCGAUCGAUUCCGAUUACAGCCCGGAGGCUUCUAUCCCGCAAGCUGAGAUAGAGUCUAGCGCGCCCUACCAGCCAUUCCAUACCGAUAGAAGAGUGGGUCUAUACGUAUACGCGGAGGAUAUGUCAACUUCCGUAUCGCACCUUCUGGCCGCUACAACAUUGGAAGACAAGUCGAGACGCGCCGGACGUCGCCAAGCCCCAGCUACGUCGGAGCAGCCGUGGGCGUUCGGGCAGACCGUGAGCGGUGUCAUCGUGAAUGCGGGAUUGGCGAAUUUGAUCGAUGAGGACAUUAGCAACAGUAUCGACGACCACCGAGCCUUGCCUGCGUCGGCUAUGGAACGAGUACUGCAAGUCGGUGAGCACGACGAACAGAUCGUCGUUACUACCAGACGACGCAGGGGUGGGAACAGAUCUACAGACGCUGACGAAGACGGAUUCUUCGAGGAUGAUUGCGAAGUGCUUGAUUUUGCGGACCAGAGAGUUUGAGACACAUGCCGAAUUUUGAGUUAACUCUGGGUUACUGGAACAGGCGUCUUGGUUCAACACGAAGUUGGAUGCUCAGACUGCGCAAACGUCAGCAAGAGGCCGGCAACAAGGCUCUCUUGCGACUAGACAUCCUAUAAGACCCUCGCUUGAUCAGGCUUGUGAAUUUUUUUGG
Annulohypoxylon truncatum is the source of this 3817-nucleotide messenger RNA. RefSeq lists its product as uncharacterized. Gene Ontology annotation, molecular function: protein binding. Gene Ontology annotation, biological process: response to starvation; autophagy. Gene Ontology annotation, cellular component: cytoplasm. NCBI's taxonomy places the organism in Eukaryota, Fungi, Ascomycota, Sordariomycetes, Xylariales, Hypoxylaceae. The coding region runs from base 244 to 3645 and encodes 1133 amino acids. The record is from RefSeq and is a predicted model, not a curated record. The transcript is spliced from 2 exons.